ACAAGGACGUACAGAGGUAUAAAAAAGUCGAUUGAACUUUGUGUAAAUCAUUACACGCCGAAUCUACCAAAGCUAGUGAACAUACAAUUUUUAAAAUGAACAUCUUGGCUUUUCUGGCCUUAUUGAUAGCUUCAGCAUCCUCCAGUGCUAUUAAAAAUGCAAGAAUCGAAGGUCCACCAUCCCAAGAUGUUGUGAUCCAAGGGCCCAGCGCUAAAGCUUCAAUAAAUGGGCCUGACGGUAGUCAUAUAGAUUACGACGCACCAGGGGGCAAAAUCGUGGCUAAACCACAACAUGGUGGAAUAAUCACUGCUUCUGAUGACGGUAGUGCGUCAGUGGUUGGUCCAGGAUCUCCUGAAGUUUCAGCUUACGGUGGCAGUUCUGGAGCUGAUUGUCAGCCAGAUGGAUCAUAUUCUGCUAGUGCACCGGCUGCUUCCUAUUCUUAUCCUAAACCAAAUUCCGCUGGUCCUUCGUUUGGACCGGGUUCGUCAUACUUACAACCUAGCGGUGCAUCGUCUGGACCUGUUCCAUCAUAUUCUCAUCCCUCUGCUGGAUCAUCUGGACCGGUCCCGUCAUAUUCUAAUCCUUCUGCCGGAUCAUCUGGACCGGUCCCGUCAUAUUCUAAUCCUUCUGCCGGAUCAUCUGGACCGGUCCCGUCAUAUUCUAAUCCUUCUGCUGGGUCAUCAGGGCCAGUCCCGUCGUACUCCAGUCCUUCCUCUGGAUCUUCUGGGCCAAUUCCCUCAUACUCCCAUCCUAUUGGAUCAUCAUCUGGUUCAGGCGCGUCAUACUCGCAUCCAUCCGGAUCUUAUUCUCAGUCAGCAUCUCCAUCCGGGGCAUAUUCCUCUCCGUCGUCAAGUUAUCCACAUUCUGGAUCUCCGGGUUCAUUUCCUUCUGCAUCCGCUCCAGGACCUAACGCAGUACCGGGUGAUGUAAAAAUUUCCGGUCCUUCGGGUAUUAUUGAAACCCAUGGGCAGUCUUCGGUUGUUGCUCACAUUCCUGCGCCGGCAGGAUACGGUGCAGGAGUUGGUGCUUCAAACGCUUAUGGUUCAAACGCUGUCGACGGCAAUGAAUCUGGUGAAUACGUACCAGAUAAUAAUGAGGGACGGUACGACGAUGGUUCAUACAGAUCUGAACAUGAAGGAGGUGAAAAAACCUGCGAUUGUCACUAAUGUGCGGAUUACUUUCUUAAUAUUGAGUCUUCAGAUAAACUUCAAUUUGUGUGUUAAUACGAAAUAAACUCAUUUUGUUGUUGUUAAUUUGUGUUGAUGCUCUUAAUGAUCCAAACUAUGCUAGUCCUUUCAAUUAAAAUACGUUUUGAUGA
Messenger RNA from Agrilus planipennis (emerald ash borer), 1318 nucleotides. RefSeq names its product collagen alpha-1(I) chain-like. The record is from RefSeq and is a predicted model, not a curated record. Bases 96 to 1166 code for a protein of 356 amino acids. NCBI's taxonomy places the organism in Eukaryota, Metazoa, Arthropoda, Insecta, Coleoptera, Buprestidae. The transcript has 2 exons.